Molecule: messenger RNA, 2297 nt
Organism: Limanda limanda (common dab)
Lineage: Eukaryota; Metazoa; Chordata; Actinopteri; Pleuronectiformes; Pleuronectidae
Product: MICAL-like protein 2
Molecular function (GO): protein binding
Source: RefSeq, a predicted model, not a curated record
ACACACACACUCUAUCUCUCUAGCUCUCUCACACAAAGACACAAAUCGAGGGACAGACACACACUGAGAGACACACACACACACACUCGCUCGCUCUCCUGCUGUGGAAACUUUGUGGAGGCUGCCUCCGGAGGAGGGGGGAACAGAGGCGGACGCUCGCUCUCAGCUCCCCGGCGCAGCAGCGCUCUCACUCGGCUCCAGCGGCGGCUCCUGCUCGGUGCUCGGCUCGGUGCUCCUGCUCCUGCUCGGUGCUCGGAGUACCGGGGGCAUGUCGGCCGUCAAGGCGCUGCAGCAGUGGUGCCGGCUCCGGUGCGAGGGCUACCGGGACGUGGCCAUCACCAACAUGACCACGUCGUUCCGGGACGGGCUGGCGUUCUGCGCCCUCAUCCACAGACACAGACCCGAGCUCAUAGAUUUUGAGUCGCUGAAGAAGGACAACGUCUACGACAACAACAAACUGGCCUUCCGGGUGGCGGAUGAGGAGCUGGGGAUCCCGGCUCUGCUGGACGCUGAAGACAUGGUGGCCAUGAAGGUUCCCGACCGCCUCAGUAUCCUGACGUACGUCUCGCAGUACUACAACUACUUCCACGGACGCUCCCCGAUCGGUGGUUUGGGAGCCAUCAAGCGUCCGGCCGAGGUCGCCAACACAGAUGAACCCUCGGGGAAGAAGAACCAGGCGGUGGUGGCGAAGGUGUUCCCCUCGUCCAAGCCUGGCAGAGAGAACAGCCCUCCACGCUCCUCCCCCUUCAACAGGCCGCCUCCCUCCCCAAAACCAAGCAGGAACGUCACAAAGGACGUCCCAGUGGAGCGAUCCCAUCAAACAGGAACCCUGAGUAACAAGUGUGCGUCCUGUGACAAGCACGUUCACUUGGUGCAGCGACACCUAGUGGAAGGGAAGCUCUACCACAGGAGCUGUGCAAAGUCUCUGUCAUCUGCAAACACAUUGACAGUUCUCAGAGAUUUACCCACAAACAACCCUGUGUCCAAAUUCGCUCCUCUACCCGACACGACUAAAACCAGCAUAACACCUGCUGAAGUCGAGACUCCUAAGAAGGAGACGGGCGGAGUCAGAGGGAGGGUGAAGCUGAGAGCCAACCCCUCGCUCCUCGCUGACCUGCUGCCUGCCGACCCCCCGACCUCUACCCCGACCCCGGCCACCAGGGGGGGCCUGAGAGCCAGGACUCCGGAGGGACGGGACCCGAAGCCUCGCAGCCCCUCCCCCAACUCCUCAGCGUCGGAGAACGAGUCUCCUGCCGACUGGAGGUCGAAGCUCAAACCCGUCGCCAAAGACACAAAACCUGCUGCUCCUCAGCCGUGGGCGAACGGAGCUGGAAAGAACUCCGAGCCCUCUGUUGGGCCGCCCUCUAAUGGUUCCACCCCGAGUGUCUCUGUCACCUCACCUCCAUGGAAGGGAUCUCAGAAUGUUCCGAGAGACCAAACUGCAAACGGCACCAAGUCGGAGUCAAAGACUUCGAAGAUGAAGCCAGACUACAUUCCUAAAGAGGACAUCAUGAAGGAGCUUCAGAACAUUGAAGACAGCUUGAACGAGUUGGAGCGAAGAGGAGUGGAGCUGGAGGUGAAGCUCCGCAGCAGCGAGGAAGAGGGUGAAGAUGAGGAUGAGGUCAUGGUCGAGUGGUUCAACCUGAUCAGGAACAAGCAGGUGGCCAUGCGCCGGGAGUCUGAACUGGUUUACGUAGGAAAAACUCAGGACCUGGAGGAGCAGCAGCCCAGUGUUGAGCUGGAGCUCCGGAGACUGAUGGACAAACCAGACCGUCUGAAAACAGCCAUGGACAGGAAAAGGGAGCGGGAGCUGAUGGACAAGCUGGUGGAGAUCGUCAACGACAGGAACGCCAUCGUGGACGGACUGGACGAGGACAGACUCCGGGAGGACGAGGAGGACCAGGAGCUAAACAAGCUGAUGAUGAAUUUCACCGUAAAGAAGGACAAACCAAAGAAAAAGUCCAAGCUGUUCAGCUGGGGCAGCAAGAAGGAGGGAUGACGCUCCUCAAAGGUUCCGUCUGUGAUGCCUCGUGUUAUCGUCUUAAUGUCAGUGAUUCAGGGGAAACUGUCAGUCGCUCUGUCACGUUCAGUGCUUUAAGGAAAAUACACACACACACACACACACACACACACACACACACACACACAUGGAUGAUGUUGAGGGGGUUAAUGACUCACCAGCCGGGUUCAGUGCUCCGGUUGUUAGUUUUAAUCCCCUUCUCGUCUUAAUCUGUUUACUUAAUGCUCACACACACAUACACACAAACACACACACACACACACACACACACACACAC